GAUCAAAAUGCUGGGAGAACUCUUGCAAGAAUGGUGGCGUAGUGCGACUGGUACUCUUAUCUUGACAAGCCUUCUUCUCUUGUGGCGUCUAUGGGUAUUCAGUCUGAAACCCAAGCUAUGGCCUUCGGAGCCGAAAGAAAUGCCCUACUGGAUACCGUUUAUAGGGCACACAUUCAGUUUCUUCGGGAACUAUGUAAAGCUUAUCGAGGACGGCUUGAAUGCCACCGGCCGCACGCGAGAGCCCUUCGCGAUACAGCUGCUCGGCAAGAAGCUCUACAUCUGCACCUCUCCGGCCGAUGUUUCGGCCAUAUUUGACAACACGGUAGCCUUCAACUUUGACGUACAUUUAACCAACCUUCUCACCAGCUUUGGAAUCUCGAGCGAGGGCCUCAGGCGCUCUUGGCACGAGCCGAAACCCGGCGACUGGUGCUACGUCCCGAAUAACCCCAUCAACCCGAAGCAGAAGUGCCUGAUCCACUGCGUCGAGGAUAUCUACAAGCAACAGCUGCUACCGGGAGAACGCAUGGACAAGUGGUGCCGCACAUUUCUGGACUCGGUGCAAACGUCGCUGCGCGGCGUCGACGACCUCAGGUUCUGCACGACGAAGUUCGACAGCUGUGUCUGGUGCAGCGACUGCACGCCGCGGGACAUCUCCCUGUACUCGCUGGUCUCGCACUUCAACGUGCAGGCCACCACGCGGGCCAUGUUCGGGCCGCACCUCCACGAACUCGACCCGUCGGUCGUGGACCACAUGCUGUCCUUCAACGAGCACGUCUGGAUGGUCGUGUUCCGCUACCCCAACGUCUUCGGCCUCCCGGUCGACGGGCCGCGGCGCAAGCUCAUGGCUGUCAUGAGGGGGUUCGUCCAGCUGCCGCCGGAGAGGCGCGGCGAAACCUCCUGGGCCAUCGCCAGCGUACUCGCCGGCAUGGAGACCGUCGGCAUGGACGUCGAGUCUAAGGCGUCGAUGGUGCUGAUGAUAUACUGGGCCGCCGUGUCCAACGAGCACAACAGCUGCUUCUGGCUGCUCGCCCACCUGCUCUACGACGAGCCACUCCUGGCACGCGUGCGGCGGGAGACCGAGGCGGCGUGGCGCGGCGACCAGCUCGACAUCAAGAGGCUGUGCGCGAGCUGCCCGGCCCUCGACGCGGCCUUUAACGAGGUGCUGCGGCUCAACAACGCCGCGGCCGCGGUGCGGGUGGCGUCGCGGGCGACCGUCGUCAGCGGCAAGGUGCUGCGCGCCGGCGCGACCAUCGUGCUGCCGUUCCGGCAGCUGCACCGGGACGAGACGGUGUGGGGCGCCGACGUGGAGCGCUUCGACGCCGCGCGCUUCCUCAGGAACCGCGCGUGGGCCCGCAGCGCUUCGUUCCGGCCGUUCGGCGGCGGCGCCACGCUCUGCCCCGGCCAGACCCUCGCGCGCCACGAGGUCUUCGGCUUCGUCGCCGUCCUCCUCCGCCGCUUCCGCCUCACCCUCGCCAGGCCCCCCGGCGGCGAGGUGCCUCCCUUCCCGCCGCUCAACUCGGUCACCCCGUCCUUCGGCUUGAACGGCCCCAUGAGGGGCACCGACGUCAUCGUGAACGUCGCCGAGCGGAGCGUGCCGCGCGGGAGGGAAGACGUUCGGACGGACUGA
Durotheca rogersii is the source of this 1627-nucleotide messenger RNA. Its product is annotated as cytochrome P450. The coding region runs from base 8 to 1627 and encodes 539 amino acids. Gene Ontology annotation, molecular function: steroid hydroxylase activity; iron ion binding; oxidoreductase activity, acting on paired donors, with incorporation or reduction of molecular oxygen. The record is from RefSeq and is a predicted model, not a curated record. The transcript is spliced from 5 exons. Lineage: Eukaryota; Fungi; Ascomycota; Sordariomycetes; Xylariales; Xylariaceae.